UAUGAGGACUUAAAACAAACGGCUGGAGAUGAUUAUACUGUAAUGAAAUGGGAUAGUAAACUAAUAAAAUUGAAAAGGCUAAAAAAUAUUAAUAAAUGUAAUGAUAAAGAUUUUAAGAGAUUAACGCUAGAGCUUAGCGUUAGCGAUAAGAAAUUUGAACAUCCAAAUGUGCUUAAAGUAUUUGGCCUUACAUUGGCAAACAUUGCAAUUUCUAAAGUUCAUACUCCUCAUAAUCUUCCUUUUACUCAAUAUACACCACCUGAAAUAUUAUUAAGAAGAGAUGUUUCUCAUAAUUUAAUGAAGCUAAAUAUCUACAUGUUUGAAAUAAUUAGGGAUGUUCGGGAGUCACCUAAAAAUGGAACCCCGCAAGAAUUCAUUAACCUAUAUCAGAAAUGCUGGGAUCAUAAUCCUGAUGUGCGGCCUCAUUGUUCGGAAAUUCUUGAAGAACUAAAAAAAAUUAUCCAGCAAAAAAAUGUUUAUAUGUAUGAAGACCAUGAAAUCGAAAAUACAACUAAAUCCCAAAAUAAUACUACCAAAUUCGAACUGCAUCUCAACUUUAAUGAUUGUGAAUUGGAUAUUGGGUAUAUAGAAAAACAAGCAAAAUUGCAAACCGAAUUUAUUAAUAAUUUUGGUUUAAAUAAAGGAAGAACUUUAGAUGGCUCUAAUAAUAUUGCUUUUGGGACGAAAACGUUACUUGGUGAUCAUGGUGAUUUAAGCGUAUCCAAAUUGAAUCAAGAACCAACCAUCAUUAUUCCAAGAGAAGAAGGGAAUAUUGCAGAAGAAGUUCCGCCAGAAUAUGAUAUCAUAAGGUUACAUUUUCCAACCGCAUCUGUAAAAUAUAAAGGCGAUGUGAAAGAUCAGUUUAUUAAAGAAAUUAGUGAUGCAUUAGAUUGCUCUGAUGAUAACGAAAAAAGCUUUAUAGCUUCUGAUGUCAUUAUCGGUGGGGCUAUAACGAUAAAAAAUUGGUCAAAAAAUAGCUAUGAAGACAAUUCACGUUUAAUGACAUAUAUCCAAUGGGGUAUAGAGUACGCAAGAAGUGGAAAGUCACCGGUUUUCAGUGAUGCGUUACUUACUGACUUUCCUCCAUUUGAAGCCUCAAAAAAGGACAUGAGAACUAUUGGAGAAUUGUAUGAAUGGUUAAACGAUAUAUAUAAUUACAAAUACGCUGAAAUUAUCUCAUAUGAAAAUCUUAGACAUUCCUAUAGAUUAUUAGAUGAAGAUUUAGUUAAACGCGUAUUCCAAUGUUUAAAUCAUCUACCCCAAGAUAGGCCAAUCAAGAGAAUCCCACAGAUACCGAAACAAUAUGAUCAACAAAAAUUUUCCGAAUGGAUAAGAAUACCACAGCCUCCAUUAUUGUUAUACGUGCGUGAUUGGAUAUAUGAACUGUCUCUGAGACAUGGUAUACUACUGAAACGCGCACAUUUAGGGCAUAGCGAGAAAUCUUGUCUCAAAUUUUCUAAAGACCCUACAAUCACGGAAAUGAAUAAUAUUACUGUUUCAUUAACACAACCCCCAACCCAACAAGAUGCAUAUUUGUUUAAUAACGGUAUCAUCAUAAAGGAAAGCGAUGAAUUGGAUUUAAAAAAUAUUCCUUUUUGUGAUGAUAUUUUAGAAUUUAAUUAUCCUUUAGAAAAUUUUCAACCUCCUAAAGAACCAUCUAAAACGGUCUAUUGUCAAAUUAUUGCCAAGAUGGCAAAAAUUUCUUUUGAGUUAGAAAAUAUUAAACCUUUAGAACAAGUUCCAGAGUUUGUUAAUAUUUCUCUCGAAAGUAAUGAACCAUACAAAAAUCUUUGUGAAUUAUUUAGUAAUAAUUAUGGGCAUUUAAUUCCAAGAACUUUAACUUUAGGAGGAAAAUUAUCAAUUGAAUUUAGAUCCUGUGAUAUUCCUGAAAACACUAUUGUUCCCCAAAUCCAUAGUGAUGAUAAAUUUGAUGCAAUAGAAAUUAGACAAAUUUUAGCAAGUUGGGAUCAUCAAUACAAACACUUUAAUACUAAAAUCUUUGCUGGUGAUGGAGAAAUUGUCAAUCGAGAUAACAUUGAUAAUUGGUGGAAAACACUCAAGUCUAAUCCUAGUAAAUGGAAGAUACUUUCUUAUGAGGAUUGGACUCCAAGUAAAGAUGUAAAAGAACUUUUAAAUGACAAAUUCCAUAUAGUUUUUAAAGGAGAGGAAUCACUACAGAGAAAUGAUCAAACUGUUGUAAAUAUUAAAUUUCCUGGCGCUAUUGACAAUAACUAUCAAAUAUAUGGAAGUGCCGCUAAAAGAAAUCAAGAAGGUAAUUGGGAAAAAAUUCAGGGAACUUAUACUAAUAAAUACCGAAAUAUUCAAAUUGCCUAUGGAAAACAAAAUAUUUAUAAUUCUCAGACGGAAAUAUCAUUAAAAUGUAAUGAUCUCUGUGAUGAUUAUAUUUUAGUAACCUCUUUCACUUCUCAAACACAAAGGGACACAUCAUUUCACACAAUUAAGCUUAGUAAAUGGACAACAUCAUCGAUUAACUUGGAGAUCAAAAAAGAAAUAAACGAUGAUAUAUUAGAACAAUCAAGUUAUAAACCUGAAGAAACAAAUGAUUUAGAAACUUCAGGUGAAGAUUCGGAUCAUGAUGCCAUAAAUCUGUCAGAUCAACCCCAGCAAGAGACGAUAAAGUUUCAAUGGUGUAUUGUUUACACAAGUGGAAAUGAACUGGCAGAUAAUGAAAUAGUGGAUAGCAACGAAAUAUUCCCAUGGAAUGUAUUUGGAAUCAUUCUUGAUCCUUUAUUAAAACAAGAUCAUGGGAUAACAUUUAUAGAACCAAAUUAUCCAUUAAUGACAUUUGAAGAAGCAACUAGACAACACCUUAUAAAAAAUGGCAACAUAAUAGAUGCGUGGAGGAUCUUUCUAUAUAGAGCAAAGAAAAAUGAUUAUGCUGCAAAAUAUUGGGUAGGAUUCUAUCUACAAAACGAUAUCCUUAAGAAUUCGGACUUUUACAACCGUGAAGAAGUUCUUGAAGGUCUUAGUAUUCAACAAGCAGCUAUGAAAUUUUAUAAAAGUGCCGCAGAUAAUGGUCAUCAUGAAGCACAAUUAAAAUACGGUUAUGGGCUUUUCAGUGGAAAGGGUGUCCACGAAGACAAACAAAUGGCGCUGGUAUAUUUUGAAAAAUCGGCAAAUAAUGGUAACGUAGUCGCGAUGUAUAAUUUAGGUGCCAUUUAUGUAAAUA
This is a messenger RNA of Racocetra fulgida, 3190 nucleotides long. The record is from the annotation of a GenBank genome assembly. Lineage: Eukaryota; Fungi; Glomeromycota; Glomeromycetes; Diversisporales; Gigasporaceae.